This is a messenger RNA of Schistosoma rodhaini, 627 nucleotides long. The record is from the annotation of a GenBank genome assembly. Lineage: Eukaryota; Metazoa; Platyhelminthes; Trematoda; Strigeidida; Schistosomatidae.
UAUACAGAAAAAUAUAUUAUACAAAACUCAAAAUUAAAGGGGAUACUCUUCUUUUACAUGACUCAAAAACUUAUCAAGGUUAGAUAUAGGUUCAGAAGUUCUAAAAUCAUAGUGUAUACGGUACAGGAUCUCGUUCAUGUGGCUACUACGGCCACGUUUGAAUUUUCGUUUCCUUGCAACUGUUUCGUCUUUUUCAGCGAUCUUCCCUACUCCUCCACACGAUUCGUGUACGCUUGUCAUUUUUUUUUCACAUAUAUCUCGGCAAUUGUCGUACCACUGAACUGCCGAAGCUUCACUUACGUCGGCAAACGUUGCAGCAAGUGCAACUGGUGCUCUUAUAAUCCAAUUUGCAACAAGGAUCAUAAUUUGCCUUAACCUUAAUUUUGAUCGAGCGAAAAAAGUUCCUGUUCGAGCUGAUUUUUUCUUCCAACAUGAAGAACAUCGAAAGAUAAUGUCAUCACGGCAGUCUGCACACCGUACAGCGCUCAUUUGACUACCACAGUCACAAGUAUAGGAACUUCUUAAUAAUCCUUUCUCUUGUAGACGUUGAAUUAUUACGUCUUCGCUAAAAUCUGCUGUAAACCGAUCGUACGUAAGCAUCGAGUACCGAACUUAGCGCCGUGACCU